AUGAUUCUCGAGCCAGCCGCUAUGGAGAUCUCUUGCCUUGAUUUGGACGAUUUUUCUAUCCUCGACGGCGUUCCUGUUGUGCCAGCCACGGCAUUCUCUUCACCAGGAAUGUCUAGUCGGUAUGAGCCGACCGGCAGUGCCUCCAGUUCUGUGACGAACGUUGGGACCGUAUCGCCGCAUGAUCUUCUUGUUCAUGAGCCGUACAUGUCGGCGCCUAAUUCAUCUGCGCUGACCGCGCUGACCUCUCCGUCAAUGUAUGACGGAUCGCCCGACGAACGAUCCAUUCAAUAUGUCGCCUGGUUUUGGCGGUUCGAGCCUACUUCGGUGACGACUCCGGAAAAUGAGAGUGUCACACAAGAGGUCAAUCUCAAAAAGCAGAAGAGUGGAGCUUCUCCAACCGGGCGGCACUCUCUAAUUGCGGGCGUGAAUGCGCGAAGGCGGGAGAAGCCGCUACCGCCGAUAGUUGUGGAUGAUCCAUCAGAUGUUAUAGCGAUGAAGCGAGCGCGGAAUACGUUGGCCGCACGGAAGUCUCGGGAGCGCAAAGCGCAGCGUCUGGAGGAGCUGGAGGAGCGUAUUGCUAAGUUGGAACAAGAACGUGAUUACUGGAAAGGUAUGGCGGAGGAUCGUCAGGCGUCUUCAUAA
Molecule: messenger RNA, 642 nt
Organism: Parascedosporium putredinis
Lineage: Eukaryota; Fungi; Ascomycota; Sordariomycetes; Microascales; Microascaceae
Source: the annotation of a GenBank genome assembly